UACGCAGCACCGCAUAACCUUAAACUUCAAAACCAAAACAUUGCAAACUGUCUGCUGCUGUUAUUCUGAGAUAGCCUUUUCGUGCAAAAUAAUACGUACAUAAAUUUUGCCAUGGUUCACUUUUCUCAAAUUUUGAUGAUCCAGGUCACAAGAGUAGCUAGGAAGAAAUUCCGGGGAUCUUAUAUGGACAAAGUUCAUGUCAACAUUCAGGCUGGUAACGGAGGGAUGGGUAAUGUAAAAUUCGGUGGCAUUGGUGGCAAAGGAGGUGAUGUGUAUAUGAUGGCAACAAAAGCCAAAGAUCUGAAAACUGUAAUUGAAAAUUUUCCUGAAAGAAGGAUUAAAGCUGGGCAUGGGGGGAACAGUGCUGCAAAAAAGCUGAUGGGUGCUCGAGGGACUGACAUUACUGUGGGAGUUCCUCGUGGAGUUAAGGCCAUAUCUGACGAUAAAUUCGUUAUUGGAGAGGUUAAUGAGAAAGAUGACAAAGUUCUUAUAGCUCAAGGCGGCAUUGGGGGAAAUCCUGCCACAGGAUUUUCUGGAAUGAGAGGACAAAAAUUUAAUGUGACAUUUGAGUUGUCACUUAUUGCUGAUGUUGGACUUCUAGGCUUUCCAAAUGCUGGCAAAUCUACUUUACUUAAAGCAUGCUCAAAUGCUAAACCCAGAAUAGCAGAUUAUCCAUUUACGACUGUUAAACCAAAUAUAGGAAUAGUGGAAUAUGCAGAUUUUCGAAGGAUCACUAUGGCUGAUCUACCAGGGCUUAUAGAGGGUGCCCAUGCAAAUUUUGGUAUGGGCCACAAAUUCCUUCGUCACAUAGAGCGUGCCAAACUAGUUUUGAUGGUUGUUGAUGUUUGUGGUUUCCAACUAAGCAGCCAGCAUAAGAAACGAUCAGCCCUUGAAACCAUCAUGCUUCUCAACAAGGAACUCGAACUAUACAACCCUGAUUAUUUAGAUAAACCGAUGGCUCUGAUUGUCAAUAAAAUGGACCUCCCAGGGUCAGAUGACAUACUGAAUGAAAUCAAAGAUAAACUCACAUGUUUAUCAGAGUUUUCUCAAGAAUUGCCUGAAUAUUUUAAAUGCAACAAACCUGUUCAAUUUGAAGAGGUAAUUGCUAUAUCUGCCAGCGAAAGGACAGGAAUAGACAAGGUAAAGGACUACGUUCGGUCUUCUUUAACCAACAUUGCCGAAAAGACAAGGAUAGGACAGGAUGUAGAAGAGAGACUGAAUGCAUUAAAACGUGUUUCUGCAGAGGCAGGACCUCGUCUUGUAUGAGUAAUAAAUCAUUACAAAUGUA
Molecule: messenger RNA, 1288 nt
Organism: Thrips palmi
Lineage: Eukaryota; Metazoa; Arthropoda; Insecta; Thysanoptera; Thripidae
Product: GTP-binding protein 10 homolog
Exons: 7
Coding region: 112-1266 (384 amino acids)
Cellular component (GO): mitochondrion
Molecular function (GO): GTPase activity; GTP binding
Source: RefSeq, a predicted model, not a curated record